CCCAACAGGCGGCUGGGGGCGGGCCAGGGCUGCUGAUUAAAGGGCGCCUGGAGCUGCCUGGUGGAGACAGGUGCCCAGCAGCCCAGGAAGCCAGCCAGCGCCCGCCCCAGCUUUCAUUUCACUUGCCCCUGAGCAAACUACCAUGUCUGAGGCACCUCGGGCUGAGACCUUUGUCUUCCUGGACCUGGAAGCCACCGGGCUCCCCAACCUGGACCCCGAGAUUGCCGAGCUGUCCCUGUUUGCUGUGCACCGCUCUUCCCUGGAGAGCCCGGAGCGCGACGAGUCUGGUGCGCCCGUGCUUCCCCGGGUCCUGGACAAACUCACGCUGUGCAUGAGCCCGCAGCGUCCCUUCUCGGCCAAGGCCAGCGAGAUUACCGGCCUGAGCAGCGAGUGCCUGGCACGGUGCCGGAAGGCCGGCUUCAAUGGCGCUGUGGUGCGCACGUUGCAGGCCUUCCUGAGCCGCCAGGAGGGCCCCAUCUGCCUGGUGGCCCACAACGGCUUCGAUUAUGACUUCCCCCUGCUGUGCACGGAGCUGCAGCGCCUGGGCGCCCAGCUGCCUCAGGACACGGUCUGCCUGGACACGCUGCCGGCGCUACGGGGCCUGGACCGCACCCACAGCCACGGCACACGGGCCCAGAGCUGCAAGGGCUACAGCCUGGGCAGCCUCUUCCGCCGCUACUUCCAGGCCGAGCCCAGCGCCGCCCACUCGGCCGAGGGUGACGUGCACACACUUCUGCUGGUCUUCCUGCACCGUGCCACAGAGCUACUGGCCUGGGCGGACGAGCAGGCCCGCAGCUGGGCCCAGGUUGAGCCCAUGUACACGCCCUCUGAUGGGCCCAGCCUCGAGGACUGAGCAUCAGGGGCCCUCGACGCGCACUCCGGGACAGGCCCCUCACCGUGGGCAGCACCAGCCUGCAGCUGCUCAUCCUGGCAGGCCCAGAGCUGCAUGCAUCCUGCCGCCCCCUGCACGGGGCAGCUCCAGGUCCAGAGAGCUGCCUCGCCCUCCCAGGCCCUGGCCAAGCUAGCCCACCCGGCUGGUGCUCAGCGCAGUUGGCUGCUAUGGGCGCCUGUCCCUCCACGUGUCCGCCAAUAAACUCCC
This is a messenger RNA of Condylura cristata (star-nosed mole), 1099 nucleotides long. RefSeq names its product three prime repair exonuclease 2 (gene TREX2). Gene Ontology annotation, biological process: DNA catabolic process. Bases 143 to 853 code for a protein of 236 amino acids. Lineage: Eukaryota; Metazoa; Chordata; Mammalia; Eulipotyphla; Talpidae. The transcript is spliced from 2 exons. The record is from RefSeq and is a predicted model, not a curated record. Gene Ontology annotation, molecular function: 3'-5'-DNA exonuclease activity; nucleic acid binding. Gene Ontology annotation, cellular component: cytoplasm.